AUGAGCGGUGGUUGGAACUCUUUCAAUCGCGAUCACCAAAAGAUCUCCGUGCUGCCUGUGGAUGUAAUCAACUCACGAUAUAACGAAAUGCAGCACAGAAAUUCACCAGAGACCACGAUUAUCACUGUGCCGAAUAGAUAUGGCAAGGUGACACCAAUCGCCGUAAACACUGACAUAAACGGCCUGAUAAAGGAAUUUACAAUUCUUGCAAUCAAUAAGAGAGCAGCCCCUGUGGAUGCGGUUGCCAGAGGAGCAAAGGAGAGGAAGAACUUCACAUUGGAGGAGAUUCAAGCGAUAUGGGAAGGUGACAAGCCCUAUUUUCCAAUGCACACUAUCCAUUCGGAACACCAAAGCGACGAUGCUCUGGCGCCGGAGCAGGCCCUGCGUGAUGAGGAGGCUGACUAUGAGGAGAAUCGUGUGGCCGCGGCUUUUAUUGCCCGCCGGCCCAGGGAGCUGCAGCCUAGCGAGUCACAGUCCGGCAUAUUAAUUCUGGAGAAUCCGAUUCUUUCAGCUGUCCCACAGCCCGCCAUUAUACACAAUCAGCAAUUGCUCGAACCCGUGGUGAAGUGGCUGUCUAAGCAGCAACUGGUGGCCGUGGCCCAUGCCUGCCAGACCCAUCAGCGGAUGCGGGCCAGUGGCGAGCGGGCUGGCUUCCUGCUGGGCGACGGACCCGGAAUGGGAAAGGGCAGCAGCCUUGCCGCCAUCAUAUACAACAAUUUCAUGCUGGGUCGCAAGCGUGCCCUUUGGGUCUCCAUCUCGAAUACUCUCAAGCGCGAUGUGGAGCGCGAUCUGAAGGACAUUGGCGCCAGCGAGAAGAUCAAUGUGGUGGUCCUGGACACGCUGAACUACUGGCGCAUCAGCGCCGAGGAGAACGACAGAUUCAAAAGGGGCAUCGUCUUCUGCAAGUACACCUCGCUGUUGGAAUCCUCGCAGACGUCCGAUGCCAAGUACGAUAAUCGUUUCCAGCAGGUGUGCAACUGGCUGGGCAAGAACUUCGACGGCGUCAUCGUCUUCGACGAGUGCGACAGUGCCGCCAGGAGCCUCAGUGUCGAAAAUGUCAGCUUGCUGCUGAAGCUGCAGAAGCAAGUGCCCAAUGCUCGGGUUGUCUACGUCUCGGCCACGGAGCUCAGCGAUCCGAACAGUCUGUCUUUUAUGCCACGUCUGGGCCUGUGGGGCGUCGGCACUGUCCACCCCAAAUUCGAGAGCUUUGCCACCGAGAUGCAACUCCACAGCCCUGUCCCCAUGCGGCUGUUGUGCAUGGAAAUGAAGCUGUCUGGCAGCUACAUGGCCCGUCAGCUGAGCUUCAAGGGUGUCAGCGUUCGCAUCGAUGAAGUGGUCAUGACACGGAAAUUCUUCGACAUGUACGACUAUGCCGCCAAUCUGUGGGCCGAGAUCAAUAUGAAGUGGCAAGCGGCCAGCCGCCUCCUGCGCCUGCCCCAAUGCCUUCAGAAGAUCAUCUGGCACGAGUUCUGGUCCGCGCAUCAGCAAUUCUUUCAGUACUUGUGCCUCGCCCACAAGGUGGAGAAUGCUCUGGAUGUGGCACAGAAUGCCAUCGAGCAAGGCAAAGCGGUCGUGAUUAGCCUUCAGUCGAACGAAGAGUCUUGGACGCUGGAACACUUGAAGAGCCAGAAGGGCCAGCUGCAGCAGCCAGUGUCCACUUUGAAGGUGAUUUUAAGAACGUUUGUGGAGAAAUUCUUUCCGGCUCCCAAUGUGGAUGAUUUCCAUAGUCUGAUCAACACGGCGGACAUUAAUAAGGCCAGGAGGCCGCGGCGGCAUUCCGACGAGAGGGAUAAUAAAGACAUGGUAAAGUUGGAAGUUGUAGAUAAAAACAUACAGCAGAGCAUCCUGAAGCACUUGCACGAAUAUCUACUGCUCAAACAAAACAAGGAAGAAAACACUUCCGAUGACAUCACCGAUCACGAUGUGGCACAUUGUCUCUACAUGCGCUACCAGAUGCUCAAGAAAAUCGAUCAUUUUGAUAGCCGUCUGCCAGUCAAUACGAUGGACAUUCUUAAGGCAAAGCUCGGGGGCCACAAAAAGGUGGCGGAGAUAACGACUCGAGGGGGUGGAAUCGUGUGCAUCGAUGGAGUCUACAAGUACAUGCCACGCUGCCAGGGCGAGGCACUGCUCAGCGAGGUCAACGAUCAGGAGCGGCAAUGUUUUAUGGCGGACCGCAAGCAGGUGGCCAUCAUUUCGGAGGCCUGCUCCGCGGGCAUCUCGCUGCACAGCGACAAGGCUGCGGCCAAUCAGCGACAGCGCGUGCACAUCAUCUUGGAGCUGCCGUGGAACGCGGACCAAGCACUCCAACAACUGGGCCGCACCCAUCGCUGUAAUCAGCUCCAUCCGCCGGAAUACGUAAUUGUUGUUUCGGAUCUAAUAGGCGAACGACGCACUGCCAACAACGUGGCCGAAAGGUUAAAGAGUUUGGGUGCUGAGAUCAAGAACAAUCGCCCGUUCCUCGAUCAACCAGAUCUUGCUCAAGUCAAUAUUAACAAUAUUCCUGGAUCCAGCAGCCUGUACCAUGUGAUCCAACAUCUGGCUGGCAAAAUACCCAUCGAUCCUGCUGAGAUCCCAGCCACAUACAUAGGCAACUUUCGGUCCGAUUGCGCCGAGGCCCUGGGCCAUGUGGGCGUGCUCAAUGUGGAGAUCGGGAAGAACGAUGUCGAGAUCUAUAGCGUGCCCAAGAACGCCUCCAAUGUGGACAGAUUCAUACAGAGAGUGCGUGGAUGCAGCGUGGAGAUUCAGAGUUCCAUGUUCCAGUUCUUCAUAGACAACAUGUACGGGCGAAUAGCGCAAAUGAAGCGCUCGGGCCGCUACAACAUGGGCAUCCUCGACCUAAAGACCCACCAAGUCAGCGUAAAGUGCAGCAAGCAGAUCAAAUACAAGAGAACCGUCGAAGAGAUCGCGGUGUACACACAGCUGUACACGUUGGAGGUGGAACGUGGCAUGUCCUAUGAGGAGGCUCAUGCAAUCUACAGCAAAACAAAGAAGCUCCACGAAGGCUUCUACCAACUGAAAGAGAAGCGAGGGGAUACAAAGAUGGUCAUCUUAUGUGUGGAGGACAAGACGAGAACGGGCCGGUAUGCCACAGAUCCUCGGAACAUCUACAUGCAGAUCUACCGACCCAAUGUCGGCCUUCAAGUGCGCAUCGAAACCCUCGAGUCCGUUACCUCACGCUAUGUCUACACAAAGCCCAACGCGGCCCAAAAAUAUUGGCAGGAGCAGUACGAAAUGUGUCUGAACACCUGCUCCCACAUCUACUGGAAUCGCACGUGUCACUUUCCCAAUGAUUGCAUGGACGGCAAGCGGCUACGCACCUACCAUGUGCUCUCGGGACGUGUGCUGCACUUUUGGAGCCGCAUCACGCAAAUCAUUGAGAAGAACGGCCACAAGAUGCAGAUGAUACGCGCAGAGACUACUGCGGGACAGCAAAUUUUGGGUAUUGUGGUGCCUAAUUCAGCCUACAAUGAAAUCCACAGGGAUUUGUCCUCAGUUGCUGCUAAAGUUAAAGUUAUGGAAGCCAUGGAAGACUGA
Messenger RNA from Drosophila subobscura, 3534 nucleotides. RefSeq names its product protein strawberry notch-like. Gene Ontology annotation, biological process: regulation of DNA-templated transcription. Bases 1 to 3534 code for a protein of 1177 amino acids. Gene Ontology annotation, molecular function: chromatin DNA binding; histone binding. The transcript is spliced from 3 exons. Gene Ontology annotation, cellular component: nucleus. The record is from RefSeq and is a predicted model, not a curated record. Lineage: Eukaryota; Metazoa; Arthropoda; Insecta; Diptera; Drosophilidae.